Scleropages formosus (Asian bonytongue) is the source of this 1814-nucleotide messenger RNA. RefSeq names its product syntaxin-3-like. The transcript has a single exon. NCBI's taxonomy places the organism in Eukaryota, Metazoa, Chordata, Actinopteri, Osteoglossiformes, Osteoglossidae. The coding region runs from base 227 to 1135 and encodes 302 amino acids. The record is from RefSeq and is a predicted model, not a curated record. Gene Ontology annotation, cellular component: plasma membrane; endomembrane system; SNARE complex. Gene Ontology annotation, biological process: exocytosis; vesicle fusion; intracellular protein transport. Gene Ontology annotation, molecular function: SNAP receptor activity; SNARE binding.
CUCACGCCUACGCCGCAGCGGGGCGGCGGGGGUGCCGGAUCAUAUGGCACCUAGAGCAAACUCUCCUGCUUGCGUGUCAAUAUUUGCUCGAAUGCUGGAGCGGGGAAGGACGCUGCGAGCCGGCACUGUGUGAGAAGCGCGUGACGCAGGAGCCACACUCCGGUGCUGCUGGCGGAGCAGAGAACCGCCACGCCACAGGGGCUUCUUCGGCCGGGGAGGGGGCGACAUGAAAGACCGACUGGACGAGCUCAGGGGCUACGGGGACGAGGAAGACGGGGUCCCGGAUGCCGUCGACCGCGGGUCCGGCUUCUCCAACGCCGCCUUCCAGGAGGACCUGCCCUCGGGAUUGGACGAAUUCUUCGGCCAGGUGUCGCGGAUCUCCUCGCACCUGGUCCGCCUGCAGGGUCUGUCGGAAGAGAUCCGCGCCAUGCAGGAGCAGGUGCUGUGCAGCACCACCGUCGAGGAGGUGGCUGGCGGGAAGCAGCGGCUUGCCGAGCUCAAGGCCGAGUUCACCACGCGGGCGCGAGAGAUCCAGGACAACCUCGCUCGGAUGAAGGAGAAAGAGGGGGCGGCGGACGCGCGCGGCGCCGGCGCCGAGGGCCGCAUGCGCCAGUGCCAGUUCUACGCCCUCUACCGGCGCCAUUCACAGCUCAUGGGUCAGCACUACGCCUGGGAGAUGGAGUACAUGGGGCGCCUGAAGGAGCAAAUCGCCCGGCAGACGCAGCUGGCCGGCCUGGAGCUGGGUGAGGAGGAGAUCCAGCAGCUGGCCGAAGGGCCCCUGGCGCCGCGGUUGGUGGGCGCCGACAUCCAGGCCCUGGAGGCCCUUCGGCAGCUCGCCCUGGCCCAGGAGAGACACCAGCAGCUGUUGGCCCUGGAGCAGCAGAUCAGCGAGCUGCACGACCUCUUCCUCUCGCUGGGCGUCAUGGUGAGCCGGCAGCAGUCGCAGGUGGACAGCAUCGAGAUGAACGUCCUGCGCACGCUGGACUACGUGAGCGAUUCUACGCAGGAGGUGAAGAAAGCGCUGCAGUACCAGCGCCGCUCCCGCCUGGCUGCCCUCGUCUCGUCCCUUCUGGGGCUCUGCGUGUGCUGCGGGUGCCUGUGCUGUGCCUCGCGGGGACUGCCCUUCGCCAAGUAACGGGACCGUGACCCACCCCCGGCCUGGACCGGUGGACGGUUCCAUCGUGGGAGGACGCUCAGUGAACACAUUUCCUAUUUGUGGUUUUCUUCACCUGGAUGAAACAGUUACAAUCAGAUCAAUAUUUUCUGCGACAAGUGCCUUUCCCUCGAACGCUGCAUUAUUUUCGCUCACGCAAAUCAUGUUGCUUAGAGGAGCUUAUGCCGGAGCUAGUUAAUGCGAUGCUAUAAUUUAUUGCUUCUCAAGUCAGCGAGAAUGACUGUGUCGUAGGGAUUUAAGUUCCUUUGACCCUUUCUUCAUGUUCAGCUUUCAGACGGGAAGGGAAUGAAGAGGGACAUUUUUUAAGUGGUUUUUUUUUUUUUUCCCCCUCAAACACCAGUAUGAAUUUAAGCUUAGUAUAAGAGAGCCACGUCACCGCGUGGGCCGACUGGCAAGACGCCAGAUAUUGUGGCGCUGGUGUCAUAGUCAUUGAUCCAAAGUUGUAAAUGUAAGGAGAGGCCCAUUCAUGGCCGCCGCGCCAUUUUAAAGGUUAUUAUUUAUUUUGCGGACGGCCGGCUCUUUUUCUUUUUUUUUUGUUUUUUUUUUAGUCGUCGCUCACAAUGUCCGACGCCGCGCGAUUUGCACCUUUCGUAAAUAAAGUGACUGAACAACCAGAGCGCUUUUGUUUGCAGAAUAAUUA